AUGAAUAUGAUCAUUUUGCUUUUGGCAAUUCUGGCUAUUGGAUCCACCAUCAGACAGGAGGAUGCGGCUAUCAUCGAAAUUUUUGCACCAGUGAAUCCAUGUUCGUUGGUCAAGUGCGCUGCUGAUACUCAAUGUGUGCUCCGCGAAAUCGUUUGUGUAACUACCCCAUGUGAUCCUAUACCAACUUGUGAGCCUAUUGGCGACUCCAGAUGUCCAGGGAAGAAUCAAGAGUUCCAGAAAUGUGGAUCACCUUGUCCAAAGAAGUGUGGGGAGAAGGAGCCGAUGGCUUGUAUAAAAGUCUGCCGCCAGGGAUGUUCCUGCAAGAAAGGAUUCUGUCUUAACGAGUCGGGAGAAUGUGUUUUGGAUAUUAAUUUUGGAGUUUUGACAAAACAAGUUUCUUGUUUUUUUCAAUAA
Molecule: messenger RNA, 414 nt
Organism: Caenorhabditis briggsae
Lineage: Eukaryota; Metazoa; Nematoda; Chromadorea; Rhabditida; Rhabditidae
Exons: 3
Coding region: 1-414 (137 amino acids)
Source: RefSeq, a predicted model, not a curated record